CUUGGCUUCUCAUGUCCUUUUUCCUGCUUUGUCAGCACCUAGCCUCACUAACAUAAGGGACCCCUAUGGCAUCGCGCUUUGCCUCUGCAGCAGGCCAACGGCUCCGAGAUGGGACUCCACAUUACAUGCUUCUACGCAAUUCCGGCGGCCUGCUUGACCCACACAAUCUUCGACUACUGUGGAGAAAUCUCGCCGUCAAUGGGUCCGUCGAUGCUGCCGACGCUGAGCAUGAUGGGCGAUUUGCUCAUGGUCGAACGCCUGCCGGGUUGGCGCAGCCGGCUCAAGGUCGGCGACCUGGUCACGUUCUACUCACCCAUCAGCCCCGAGCGCCGCGCUGUCAAGCGGCUGCUUGGCUUUGAGGGCGACACUGUGUGCGUGGACCCAACCAAGGACACGCUGUCGUAUGUACAGAUUCCAAAGGGCCAUGUGUGGCUGCAGGGAGACAACUAUUCGAACUCGACCGAUUCGCGCGUGUAUGGCCCGAUUCCAUUGGCGCUACUGCGCGGCCGCGUGCUGGCCCGGGUAUACCCGUCACCACGGUUCCUGACUGAUGGCGCCGAGAUCAUCCCUGGCCGGUUUGUUGAAUAGAAAACGCAAUACACUUUCAUUCAUUAGCAUUGACUACAAGUAAAACAAAGGAUAAGGUAA
Molecule: messenger RNA, 648 nt
Organism: Linderina pennispora
Lineage: Eukaryota; Fungi; Kickxellomycota; Kickxellomycetes; Kickxellales; Kickxellaceae
Product: signal peptidase I family protein
Exons: 1
Cellular component (GO): membrane; mitochondrial inner membrane peptidase complex
Molecular function (GO): serine-type endopeptidase activity
Source: RefSeq, a predicted model, not a curated record